AUGGGGUUCCUCGAAGAAAGAGAUUUAAGUGAUGCUCCCACUAUUCCCGAAUAUUACAAAGACAAGACGUUGUUCAUUACUGGAGGAUCAGGAUUUAUGGGUAAAGUGCUUAUAGAGAAACUCCUAUACUCUUGCACAGACUUGGACAGGAUCUAUUUGCUACUGAGAAGUAAGAAGGAUGUGAAAUCGGAAGAUCGGUUGCAAGCCAUUUUUUCAUCUCCUUGCUUCGAUCGGCUAAGGAAAGAAAGGCCAGGAGUGUUUGAGUCGAAGGUCUUCGUGAUCUCAGGGGACGCUAGUGAGGUUGGACUAGGUUUGUCUGAGGAAGACCGAGCUCUAAUUGUCAAUCGUGUCAACGUUAUAUUUCACGUUGCUGCAAGUGUUCGAUUUGACGAUCCCCUUGAAGUGGCUGCGCGUCUGAAUUUGCGAGGGACCAAGGAAAUUGUCGAAUUGGCCAAAGAUGUCAGGUAUUUGGAAGCGCUCGUACAUGUCUCCACAUCUUACGCAAACACCAAUAGGGAUCCAAUCGAAGAGGUGAUGUAUCCUCCCCACGCGGACUGGAGAGACACUCUUAUGGUCUGCGAGCAUACUGACGAGCAUACGCUCAAGGUGCUUACGCCGAAAUACCUUGGGGAGCUGCCCAACACCUACACUUUUACAAAACAGCUCGCCGAACAUGUAGUAUAUGAAGAGAAGGGAAAUUUACCAGUUGUUAUUAUCCGGCCGUCUAUAGAAAAUUUCAACGGUCCGGUUGGUAUUCUAGUCGCUAGUGGCAAAGGUAUACUUCGCAGCAUAUAUUCCAACCCAGAUCUGGAGGCUGACUACAUGCCUGUUGAUAUCGCUAUUAAGGGUUUCAUCGUGGCUGCAUGGAUCAGAGGAACUAAAGAGUUGCAGCCAACAGACGACAUUCCAAUAUACAACUGUUGUGCGGGAAAUCUUAACAAGAUCACCAUGAAUGAGGUUGUAGAGCUGGGCCACAGGGUGAUAAGAACCAUGCCUCUUAAUGGUGCCUUAUGGAGAGCCGGCGGUUCCAUCACAACGUCGAAAACGAUCUUUUACAUAAAGGUUUUGUUUCUACAUCUUUUACCGGCAAUUUUAGUGGACUUACUCCUUUGGACAUUAGGCAGAAAACCUAUGUUGAUCAAAAUACAAAGACGAAUUUACAUAGCGAAUCUUGCUCUUCGUUACUACUUGACGCAGCAAUGGACUUUCAGCAACGACAACUUUGUAAAGCUUCGUAGCACCUUGAAGAAUAUUGACAAGGAACAUUUCUAUUACAAGAUGGAGAAUAUCGAUCGAACUGAGUUUUUCCGAGCGAGCUGUCUCGGUGGCAGGAAAUAUUUGUUAAAAGAGAUGGACGAGGAUAUUCCUAAAGCCAAAGCCCACUAUCGGAGAAUGAUUAUUUUGGACAUAGUGGUGCAAUCAUUAUUCUACACUUUUGUCUUUUGGCGUCUACUCAAGAUUAGUUUUAUUCAGGAUUCAAUUAUGUCAAUUAAUAGUAUAUUCUUUGAA
This is a messenger RNA of Iphiclides podalirius (scarce swallowtail), 1509 nucleotides long. NCBI's taxonomy places the organism in Eukaryota, Metazoa, Arthropoda, Insecta, Lepidoptera, Papilionidae. The record is from the annotation of a GenBank genome assembly.